AUAGGUAAGUACUGAUACAAAGAACUUCUAAUAGAGGGCGUUAAGAUGUCGAAUAUAGAACAGUUGAUAAAAGAAUUACGAAUUGAUAUUAAAAACGACUCCGAAGAAUCUUUAAAAAAAGUAGAACAAAGGAUUACGAAUAAAAUUAAUGAAAACAUAGACUCAAAAUUUAAAACUAUUCAAGAAGACAUCGAAAAAUUGAAGAAAACAAAUACUGAAAAUGAAUACAGAUUGUUAGAAAUAGAAAAAUGUAUGAGAAUUAGAAACCUUACAUUUUUUGGAAUACAAGAACAAGAAAAAAGCUAUGAAGAUUUAGAAAAAAAUAUUUUAAACUUAAUUACGUCGGACAUGAACAUAAAUUGUCAUAAGACUGAGCUGCAAUUCAUUAAGAGAUUAGGAAAAAGAACUGAAAAUAAAAUUAGACCUGUAAUUGUCACAUUCAGCACCUUUGGAAAAAAACUAUGCAUAAUGAAAAUGAAACAUAAUCUAAAAGAUAAAAACAUUUACAUAAAGGAGGAUUUUCCACCAAAAAUACUUGAAAUAAGAAAAAAAUUACAAGAACAGCUUCAUAAAGAGAGAGAAAGUGGUGAACAUGACAGCAAUAAGAAACAACAAAUCGCCAAGAAGAAUAAGGUUCGAUCCUAUCCAUCUCAGAGUAACCAAUAUUCUAUAAAAAAUUAUAUAACAAACAAAAAUAAAAGCUUACUACUACCCAAACCAACAACUUCUAUCUCAUCAGAUUCGGAAUAACAAUUAAUAAAGCCCCCCAAUUUGACAAAAACAUCAUUCACCCCCUCAAAUAAUAAAUAUUUAUGUCAAAAGGUUAAUAAUUAUACACCUCCCCCACAACGGUUAGUCACCGCGGGGGCAGUAGACUACAACCCUCCAAAUAACAUGAAAAUAAAAAAUAUAUACAUAUCCACGUUUAACGUACGAUCCCUAGCAAGUGAAGUCAGGCUGUUAGAAUUAGAAUAUGCAAUAUCACCUAUAAAAUGGGAUAUAAUCGGUAUUUCAGAAGUAAGAAGAAACGGAUUUAAAAUAGAAAAUAGAGGUCGCUACAUAUUAUAUUACUAUGGAAAAAUAAAAGGCGAGAAAGGAGUAGGAUUCCUAGUUAAAAAACAAAGAUACUUAGAAACUAUUAAUUUUAUUGGAAUAUCCGAUAGAGUAGCAAUAUUGCAAAUUAAAAUAUUAUGUACUUUAUAUAGUAUUAUACAAGUGUACGCUCCUACGGAAAGCUCGAGUGAAGAAGAACUAGAAACAUUUUAUUCUGACUUAGAAAACGCAAUAUCUCAAUGUAACAAAAAAAUUAUAAUUAUGGGCGACUUCAAUGCAAAAAUAGGUCAAACAGAGGAUAACGAGGAAAUGAUUAGAGGCAUAUACGGUUAUGGCAAAAGGAAUAGUAGAGGCCAACGUCUAAUGGAUUUUUGUUUUCAAUAUAAAUUUAAGAUAUUAAAUACAAUCUAUAAAAAACCAAACAGUUUAAAAUGGACAUGGAUGGCACCCAAUAAUAAAGUAAAAAACGAAAUUGACUUUAUCAUUACUAAUAUACAUAGAAAUGUGAGCGAUUUGAGUGUAAUAAGUCGAGUUAUACACCCAAGUGACCACCGCAUGGUAAGAAUGACACUAUGUACCAAAUCAAGGAAAUUAUCGCGUUCACGUUACUCACAAUUUACAACAAGAAAUAUUGAUUAUGAGGCAUUAAAAAGUAAAUUUAAACUAUGUCUGGGAGAAUAUGAUUCGGUACAGAGCCUCUAUGACGAUAUUGAAAAAAAUAUGCUGAAAUGUUUGAAAAAACCAAACGCAAACUCUACCACACGAAAAUGUCAAAUAAUUACUGAGGAUAUCAUUCAAUUAAAACAACAGAAACAUACAUUAAGAAAUAAAACUCAUAAAACCCGAGAAGAAAAAACCAAACUAACACAUCUAUACAGAACUAUUAAUAAAAAAAUCAAGGAAAAUUUAAAAAAAUAUAGAUUAGAAAUAUUUCAAAAUCAUUUAAAACAAACAGGUGGAAUAAAGAAAGCGAACAAAGUUCUAGAGAGAACCAAACAAUUAAUGACACAUCUAAGCACCUCUACAGGCUCUGUUACCACACACAGAAAGGAAUUACUAGAUGUUGCCACAUCGUUUUACAAAAACUUAUACAGCAAUACAAAUCAAGACCCAAGUAAAACGUUGCAAAAUUUUAUGACCAAUAGAAUACAAUAUAACAAAAAGUUUGAUGAUGUCCCGCCCUUCCUAGAAUGUGAAGUGGAACUUUCUAUUAAAAAGCUCAAAUCAGGAAAAAGCCCCGGCCCCGAUGGUAUAACAAAUGAGAUGAUCAUAGCGAGCCAAUCACACAUAGUAAAACCUCUGACAAAUUUAUUCAACCUCGUUCUAAAUAGAAUAGAAUUUCCAAAACAAUGGCUAUGCUCAGAUAUAAUUUUAUUGUACAAAAAAGGAGACCCUAAAUUUAUAAGUAACUACAGACCGAUUAGUUUAAUUCCAUGCAUAUAUAAAGUAUUUACCUCAACUCUACUAAGAAGACUGACAUAUAUCUUAGAUGAAAAGCAACCCAUAGAACAAGCGGGCUUUAUGAAAGGAAUGUCUACAAUUGACCAUAUACAUACAGUAAAACAGUUAAUAGAGAAGUAUAAAGAAUACAACAAACCCUUAUAUAUAUGCUUUAUUGACUAUGCAAAAGCAUUUGACUCUAUCUUACAUAGUACUAUAUGGAAAGCAUUAAAAGCCCAAGGUGUCAACGACACAUACAUAUCAAUUAUAAAAACAAUAUAUGAGAACAGCUAUGCUAGAGUAAAAUUAGAUACACAAGGACCGAAAUUUAAGAUUAACCGUGGUGUGAAACAAGGGGAUCCACUUUCAGCAAAAAUCUUUAUAUCAGUACUGGAAUAUAUCUUCAGCCAGCUAAAUUGG
Molecule: messenger RNA, 2913 nt
Organism: Colias croceus (clouded yellow)
Lineage: Eukaryota; Metazoa; Arthropoda; Insecta; Lepidoptera; Pieridae
Exons: 2
Coding region: 46-750 (234 amino acids)
Source: RefSeq, a predicted model, not a curated record